Molecule: messenger RNA, 3696 nt
Organism: Spodoptera exigua (beet armyworm)
Lineage: Eukaryota; Metazoa; Arthropoda; Insecta; Lepidoptera; Noctuidae
Source: the annotation of a GenBank genome assembly
ACAACAACAAACGAAGGAAUUUGAUAUUUUUUUACAAAUAAAACAGUUUUUCCUUCAUUGUAUUGUAUUCUCCUGUACAGCAGUAAUUAUUAUGCAAAUAAAGUGAUUUUAUUUAUCAUUUAUUUUUAAAGUUUAAGUGUAAUGUUAUUUAUCAAGUUCUAAAAUUAGGUAUCUGCUAUACAUGGAUUCCGUGCGUCGCAUUUAGGAAAAACUAUAAUGCCAAAAAUACCGUAUAAACCUGAAAAGACCCGCGAGGAUGACGAUGAUUACGAGAUUGUGUCUUUUGAAGACUUCUGUGACAAAUCUCCUGGUUCUAAAACCGAUCUUUUAACAUUAAAUGAUAAUAUUAACUAUCGUCUUUGUUACGAGAGUGAUAAGAAUUCAAAAUUGACUGAAUUAGAAGGUGAGAGCUCCAGAGCUGCAGAUAGUCAAACGGAGACUUCUCUAAAUGGCCCUAAAGGUGUUACAUUUAAGAGGAAGCUUUCAAAUUCCUUUGCACCCUUUGGGCGGUACAACAACAAGGCAGGCAGGGCUCCACUGUUUAGCGGAGUCAUUCCAAAGCCAAGAAAUGAAGGAGAGUCUGGAGCAAGGGAACAUAGAUACCAGCGCUUUUCGGAGCGUCGCAACAUAUUUCAGCGAAUCUGGGAGCACUUGCCCGGGCUAGGGUCAGGCAUGCUGGGUGUGGCCCUAGUCUGUGCGCUGUGUGUGGGCGCCUGGUGGGCUGUGGGUGGUGCUGUGGGAGGCUCCUGGGGAGAAGAGCAUUACAGAAAACUUUGGGAAAGAACGCAUCCAGAUGCGAUCAAGAAACCAUUAUCACCGAUGCCAUAUGAAAAGUUUCCUAUACAGCAAGCUCCGGAGUAUCGUUACCAUGACCAUAAUAACUUGAGUACGAAGAACAAAAGUAAUGCGACGGAGAGAAAGAAGACGGACUUGAAUAAGAAGAAUGUGUAUCCGGAGAGGACUGUGGAAGUUCUUCAGGAUAUGUGCUCGAAGGUCGAUGAGAUGAUGAAGUUUGAUUGUUUCCCUCAAGGAGCGUCGAAUGAAAAAGAUUGUGUUAAACGAGGAUGCUGUUGGAAGUCAACAGAGACUCAAGGAGUGCCGUACUGCUACUAUCCGUCUCACUUCGACUCCUUCCGAUUCCUCAACAUGACUGAAGACAAGCACGGUAUGAAUGUCUACAUGGAGAAAGUCCGGCCUUCAGGGUAUCCAGGAGAUUUUGAAGUAGCGAGGAUGGACUUCAAGUAUCUAUCUGAUGAUGCUCUGCAGAUUAAGAUUUACGACGCAGAACACAAGCGGUUUGAGCCAAUACAGCCAGAAAUAACCAUAGUGUCGAAACCUCUCUCACAGAAGAAGUACAGGGUGCAAGUCGAUGGUUCUCUCAUUGGAUUCAAAGUCAUAAGGAAUUCUGAUAAUGUUACUAUUGUAAACACCCAAGACAUAGGUGGUUUGAUCCUAUCAGACAAAUUCCUGCAGCUAUCAGCAGUGCUACCAACGAGCCAUAUAUUCGGGUUGGGAGAGAAGAGGGCACGGUUCAUGAACAAUGUCAAUUGGAAUACCUUUGCGUUGUUCAAUAGAGACAGGGCGCCUACUGAGGGGGUGAACUUAUACGGCACGCAGCCAUUCUACCUCGCAGUGGAACACGACGGGAAAAGUCACGGCAUGCUUCUACUCAAUUCUAACGCUAUGGACGUGGUUCUCCAGCCGACUCCAGGCAUCACGUAUAGGACAACGGGUGGUAUUCUAAACUUCUUCGUGUUCCUCGGACCCUCGCCUAAAGAUGUCGUAGCUCAGUAUACUGAACUGGUUGGAAGACCAUUCAUGCCUCCUUAUUGGUCGCUUGGAUUCCAUUUGUGCAGGUUUAAUUACAACACAGUGAAUGCUACCAGAAGUGUAUGGAAAGCGAACAGGAAUGCUGGGAUUCCUUUUGACGUGCAAUGGAACGACAUAGACUACAUGCACGACCACAAUGACUUCACGUACGACUCGAAGCGUUUCGCGGGACUGCCGGACUUUGUGAAGGAGGUACAUUCUGAAGGGAUGCACUAUAUGAUUAUUAUUGAUCCAGGAGUGGGUGCGUCAGAGAAACCAGGCACCUAUCCUCCAUACGACCGAGGUGUCGAAAUGGAUAUAUUCAUUAAGAACUCCACCAAUCAGAUACUUAUUGGACAGGUAUGGAACACUGGGCAAACGGUCUACCCGGACUUCACUCACCCGAACUCAAGCAGCUACUGGCUGGAGAUGAUGGCCAACUUCCACAAACAUGUUCCUUACGACGGAGCCUGGAUUGAUAUGAACGAGCCGUCAAACUUCCGCGACGGUACGGCAGUGGGUAGGUGCGCCCCCGAGAAGGUCCCGUACAUGCCGCGGACGUCGGACCCCGCGCUGCGGACCCACACCGUCUGUAUGGACGCCAGGCACUACGCGGGCGAACAUUAUGAUCUGCAUAAUCUGUACUCCUUCACUGAAGCUGUUGCUACUUAUUUCUCGCUGGCAGAGAUCCGCGGCAAGCGUCCGUUCAUAAUAUCGCGGUCGACGUUCGUGGGCAUGGGCAAGUACUCGGGACACUGGAGCGGGGACAUCGCCAGCGAUUGGCACGAUAUGAGGAUGACUGUGCCUGAAUUGUUAAGCUUCAGCCUGUUCGGUAUCCCGAUGAUGGGCGCCGACAUUUGCGGGUUCCGCGGCGACACGUCCACCGAGCUCUGCAAGCGCUGGAUGCAACUUGGGGCCUUCUACCCAUUCUCCAGGAACCAUAAUGAUGAUAGCUCGAAGCCUCAAGACCCGGUGUCACUGGGCCCAGAAGUAGUGGAGGCGAGUCGUCGCGCCCUGCGACUUCGCUAUUCGCUUCUGCCGUACUACUACGCACUGUUCUGGCGGGCGCAUGUCUAUGGAGAUACCGUCGUCAGGCCACUGUUCUUCGAAGCACCAGAACAAAACAACCUUCACGAGAUAGACACACAGUUCAUGAUUGGUCCCUUCGUGAUGGUAUCUCCAAUACUGCAACAAGGCGCGGUCACCACUCGCGCCGAGUUCCCGGGACCUCAGAGCUGGUACAACAUCAUCGAUGGACAGUUCAUUGCCAGCGAUAAGUCUUAUGAACUUAUGGAGAAUGAAACUGUGUCUGUUAAGGGCGGUGGAAUAAUACCAAUGCAAGAGCCGCCGCAACAAGGCCCAGUCACGACAACUAACACGCGGAGUUCCCCGCUGCAACUACUGGUAGUACCUGAUAGAGAUAAUCAGGCUAAGGGAGAAUUGUACUGGGACGAUGGAGACAGUUUGAACACAUACGAAGAACAGAAAUACAGUCACAUAGAAUUCUCACUAAACAUCACGGAGAUUCGCAGCACGGUGCAGUGGUGGGGAUACGGCGUGCCAUCCCUAAACAAGAUCUCAGUUCUAAACCAACCACCGAUCAAGAUGGUCGCCAUCAACGACCAGCCCUGCGUCAAACAAUGCGAGUAUAAUUACAACACACAAACCAAAGUACUUCAAAUAACAGCCAACUUGUCUCUAGACAAACCCUUCAACGUUAAAUGGUAUGAAAAAUUAAAGACCCCUAGUCCUAAUUGGAGAAGCUGGAUGGGUAGCAAAAAUAACCCUUAAUUUUACGAGGAUAAAGAAGUAGGUAUACCUUAUUGUAUUUUUACGGGGUAAUAUUUUGGUACUUUGUGUGUAGGUACGUAUGGUAUGAGAAUUUGA